This is a messenger RNA of Penaeus monodon (black tiger shrimp), 1326 nucleotides long. Its product is annotated as polycystin-2-like. Lineage: Eukaryota; Metazoa; Arthropoda; Malacostraca; Decapoda; Penaeidae. The coding region runs from base 241 to 1095 and encodes 284 amino acids. Gene Ontology annotation, biological process: detection of mechanical stimulus. The transcript has 2 exons. Gene Ontology annotation, molecular function: calcium channel activity. Gene Ontology annotation, cellular component: membrane. The record is from RefSeq and is a predicted model, not a curated record.
AACACAUGGAUCCUUCCAUCCGCUCCUCCUCCAACUCUGCUGUUGCUUCCAGGCUUCGGCUUCUUCAUCCUGCUCAACGAGAUCGGCUUCGUGCUCGCCACAGUCUUCUUCACCUUCCGCGAGAUAUGGAAAUGCUACAAGUCCGGCUUAUUUACGUAUCUGAAAGGCUACUGGAACCUAGCGGAGAUCGCCAUCAUCUUUACGUCCUACUUGGCGAUUGGUCUCUACGUCUAUAGGCAUAUGGAGGUUUCCCGCGUCCUCAAGAUCUUCGACGAGACCUACGGCAACGGCUACGUGAGAAUGGAGUACGCAGCGCUGUUGGAUCUGUUCUACCUGUAUGCCGUGGCUGGCAUCAUUUUCUUCUCCACGCUCAAGUUCAUCAAGCUCCUCCAGUUUAACAAGCGGAUGAACCUGCUUGGUUUCACGUUCGGCCGCUGCUGGGACGAUCUCCAAGUCUUCUUCCUCACCUUCGGCAUUCUGUUCUUCGGUUUCACAACCUUGUUCUUCACCAUCUUCAACCUGCAGCUGGAGGAGUUCGCGAACUUCUUGGCCUCCGUCCAGAUGUGCUUCUCGAUGAUGCUCGGCAAAUUCAACUUUGAGGCGAUGGCUCAGGCGAACCAGGCGUCCCCUGUCAUGUUCUUCGUGUUUUCUCUGAGCACGAGCAUGAUUCUCAUCAACCUCAUGCUCACCAUCAUCAUCAAGUCUUUCACUGAGGUCAAGAACGAGCUCAAGAACAUGAAAAACAAGUACGACAUCCUGGACUUCAUUUCCUACAAGGUCAUGACGACGCUCGGGCUUCAGGAGAGGGAGAUCCUUCUUCACACAGCCGAGCCUGACAUCACAGAAACGUCACAGCAGUCAGAGACGACGAUUUCAGCCAGCGAUGAGUUCCCAAGUAAAGUCGAUUCUCUUCUGUGUUACAUCAAUGAUCUCUAUUUCAACGGGCAGCUCGACCUGAAAAACCCGGAUGGACUGAAGGCCGCAGUGGGACGAGAUUUCGCCCAUGAGCAAGACCUAACAAUCCGCAUGUCAGCAGGCUUUGACAGAUACUUUGGUAAGCUUGAAGGAGAACAAAAGGUCACCACGAAUGAAUGAAUAAAAAUAUACAUAUACAUUUGACGCAUAAAGUUUGAUUGUUUUUCUCUCUCAAUGUAUAAUAAUUAGUAAUCAAUUGCAUAAAGAUAGCAUGUGGCUGUAGUCCAUAUAUUACUCCGUCCUUCUGUACCCAAGGUUUUUCUAGGACUGCCCUUAAGAGUAAGAGAAAGUACAGGUUUUUAUAAUCACAUUUCGAGCUUUUACUCUUGUUUGGAAAGAGAGAGAACGUGG